GGCUCACCGACUGGAAGGUCUUUCGAGAUCCUUCGUCUACUGACACGUUUUUCACUGGAAGAACCGACAAAGUAGCGCUUCAUUCCGCUCAUUUCCAGUAUUUAAGUUCGCGGAAACGAUGUCAGUUCCUCAAAGAGCGGGAGCUGCGAAAACGAAACAGGCGAUUUCUCAGUCCCACUCAAGUAAGGAAGCUGCUGCUGCGAAACUUCUCAAAGCCGCCGUUAAGAAACAGGAUGAAGAUGAUGGGACAGAAGUGGGUGAUGGAGCAGAUGAAUGGAUGCAAAGAAAGACACUGAUCAAACCACCUGAUCAGGUAGAUCUCACUGAAGCGGAGCUGAAAGAGGAAUUCACAAGGAUUCUGACCACCAACAACCCUCAUGCUCCACAGAAUAUUGUGCGAUACAGCUUUAAAGAACGUUCGUACAAAAGGAUUGGCGGGAUUGACCAGCUGGCCAUCCAUUUCAUGCUGGCAGGCAACCUGUUGCACAAGGAUUCUGACGAGGCACGCCAGCAGAGGGCAAGACAGGGUCUCCCAGAUGAAAAGGCUGCUGUUGAGUCAAUUGUUGCAGAGACUGAAGAGGAAAAGCCUGACUCUCCGCAGGUUGAGAUAGAGGAGGUGACGGAGGUGGGAGGAAGUGAGGACAGACCUGAGAGUGUGGAGCAUCAGGCCAAAAGGCGGGAUCAGAAGCUGAAAAACCAGUUCAAGUUCACUGAAAGACCAUCCCAGACCCUCAACAACCCCCUGAGGCAAAAAGGAUGUCAAACAGAACUCCCACCUCGAUCAAACUUCUCAGCCACAGCCAACCAGUGGGUAAUAUACGACGCUUACAUGGAGGAGUUACAGAAACAGAACAAGGAGCGGCAGAAGGCCUCUCUGAAGAAGGAGGAAGAAAAAAGCAAGAAGAAAACAAUACUAGUGGAGACGGAGAGCGACAACAUCACCAGAGUUAGGCAGGUGGCCAAAAUUGUUGAACGGAUGGUUGUCCAAAAUACAUUUGAUGAGAUUGCACAGGAUUUCAAAUAUUUUGAAGAUUCUUCUGAUGAGUUCCGAGAGCAGGAGGGCACAUUACUUCCACUCUGGAAAUUUCAGCAUGAUAAAGUCAAAGGGUUGGCUGUGACCUCCCUCUGCUGGAAUCAACGAUACAAAGACUUGUUUGCUGUAGGCCUCGGGUCUUAUGACUUCACCAAACAGGGGUAUGGAAUGGUGCUCUUCUACUCAUUGAAGAACCCCACCUUCCCUGAGUACUCCUACAUCACACUAUCAGGUGUUAUGUGCUUGGACAUCCAUGCAAAACUCUCCCACUUGGUGGCAGUGGGAUUCUACAACGGCUGCAUAGCCGUCUACAACCUGAAGGAGAAAAGCACCCAACCGAUGUACAGGAGCACUGCAAAGUCCGGAAUGCACACUGACCCUGUUUGGCAGGUGAAAUGGCAAAAGGAUGACUUGGACAGCAAUCACAAUUUAUUUUCUGUCUCCUCAGAUGGUCGUGUGGUGUCUUGGACUCUUGUCAAGAAUGAACUGGUCUUCACAGAAAUUAUCAAACUAUCGAUGGGUGAUGGACUGACACAAGGGUUGGAGGAAUUGCAGUUUCUCAAUCCAGCAUGUGGUACAUCAUUUGACUUCCACAAACAAAUUGAUUACCUCUUUUUGGUUGGCACAGAAGAAGGGAAGAUUUUCAAGUGUUCGAAGGCCUAUUCUAGCCAGUUUCUCGAGACCUACGAUGGACACCACAUGUCUGUGCAUGCGGUGCGCUGGAACUACUUCCAUCCCAAAGUCUUUCUCUCCUGCAGUGCUGAUUGGACUGUCAAGAUCUGGGACCACACUGUUAGAACCCCCAUGUUCACCUUUGACAUGAACUCUGCAGUGGGGGAUGUGGCAUGGUCCCCCUACUCUUCCACAGUGUUUGCUGCUGUCACCACUGAUGGCAAGGUGCACGUUUUUGAUUUGAGCAUCAACAAGUAUGAGGCUCUCUGCCAGCAACCUGUGGUGCCAAAGAAGGCUAAGCUUACGCACAUUGAUUUCAAUCUAGUAUACCCAAUCAUAAUUGUCGGUGAUGACCGGGGCUGCGUGACCACCCUCAAGCUCUCUCCAAACCUGCGCAAGAAACCCAAGGAAAAAAAGGGCCAGGAGCCACCCAAGACUCCAGAGAUGGAAGUCGCAAAGAUGGAGAAGCUGCUGAGUUUACAGAGAGAACCAGACAACAGCUCCUUGGGCUGAAUGUUGCCUAGAGUAAAGGAAAAGGCCAGGA
Messenger RNA from Scleropages formosus (Asian bonytongue), 2249 nucleotides. Its product is annotated as dynein intermediate chain 1, axonemal-like. Gene Ontology annotation, cellular component: outer dynein arm. Gene Ontology annotation, molecular function: dynein heavy chain binding; dynein light chain binding. Lineage: Eukaryota; Metazoa; Chordata; Actinopteri; Osteoglossiformes; Osteoglossidae. The record is from RefSeq and is a predicted model, not a curated record. Gene Ontology annotation, biological process: cilium movement; outer dynein arm assembly. The transcript is spliced from 20 exons. Bases 119 to 2218 code for a protein of 699 amino acids.